Porites lobata is the source of this 5442-nucleotide messenger RNA. NCBI's taxonomy places the organism in Eukaryota, Metazoa, Cnidaria, Anthozoa, Scleractinia, Poritidae. The record is from the annotation of a GenBank genome assembly.
UGAUCUGCAGUGGUUUUACGGACAAUAAGAACUCUGUUUCAUAAAUACGGGAAGUGUGGGAAAAUCGUCGAAGAACUUCUACAUUUCAGAAGGUAACUAUUCUUAGUUAGGCCACGGCAAAAUGUUGUUUCAAAUACCAGAUAAUACAUUGCAACUUUUGUUAAGGAAUCCUACAUGUAACUGAAGUAUUGUACUUUUACAAUACAAUGCUUCCGACAGAAACGCAGCAGUUUGAUAUAAUCAUUUAAAUAUGAUCAUCUUUUUGGGACUAGGAUUGUCCCACAGCUAAAUUCAACUUUUACUAAACAUUUUUUUGUACAGACUCUCCUACAUCACCUCAUUUUUCAGUUUUCAAUCUUCAAAUGGUAUGAGACCUCCUUUGUUUCUUUGUUUUCUUAAAGAAAUCAUAGUACGCAAGCCUUAUGUAAAUCUUGCUGACACUUUUUGUUCGGCACACGAGCACUACGACCUCUUAAGCUAAUCUGCUAAGAAAUCCAUAGUUUGCAUAGAAUUCCAUUGAAACCUUUCGCAACUUACAAUGUUUUCGUCCCCUCUUUUCUGUUGAACACCAAUGAGGUCUUCAAAAGUGAGCCACUUCUUAGAUUACUAAUCUGCUCUAGGUUAAACUGUCUAUUGUUUGAAAUCUGAAUCUGUCGUUCUUCUAACUCUAGACUUACACGUUACAAGCCAUGAAGGGGCUUUUUACGCUGCUGAGCGUUCUCACGCUUGGACUGGGUGAGGAAAUAACAGUGAAAUUGGAUCAUCAGUGGCCAAACGGAUUCAAAAUGAAGUUUAAGCACGUGAUGACACAAGAAGUAAGGGGCGGCUGGAAAAUGACGCUGAAGUUUUCGAAAUCAGUUGGUCGGCUGCAGUUCCCGAAUGCAGAAGAAAUUUCUUCAGAUAAAGAGAACAAGGUUUUUUGCCUGAGAAAUCGUCAGUACAAUGCGAACCUCAAUGCUGGACAAAUGCUGGAAAUGGAUUUUAUCGGUGAAAAAGCGAAAGCCAACGAAGCGGCUCCAUCAGCUACCCUGGAAUUACACCCGGGAAGAAAUGCCAAAUGUGACAUGACUCCACCCCCGACGAUCCACCCUCCCGGAGCCACCCCUCCCGUGCAAGAAAUAUCCAAGGCAGUUAUGUUUGAAGAGUGGCCAAAUGGCUUUAAAAUGAAUAUCAGCAUUACUAUGAAGCAAAAGGUCGAAGGUGGAUGGACAAUGACCCUAACUUUUCCUAAACCUGUCAGGGUGUUGCAGACGCCAAAAGCAAAACGAAAGUGGCGAUCUAAGGACCGCAUGAUCUACAUAUUAGAAAAUCGACAACACAACGCGUUCAUUGACAGAUGUUCAAAGCUCGAGAUGAUUAUCAUAGGGAGGAAGAGAAUGAACUCUGAAGCACCAAAAGAAGCUGACAUAGAAUUUCGUCGUAAAGAAAACUGGGAAGCUGGAGGAGGCGAAGGGGAAUGUCUUUCUACUACUACUCAACCACCCACAACCACAGAGCCACCCAAUACAACAGAGCCACCAACUACAACAGAGUCACCCACUACAACAGAGCCAUCAACAACCACGGAGCCACCAACCACCACAGAGCCACCCACUACCACAGAAUCACCGUCCACCACAGAGCCACCCACAAACACAGAACCACCAACCACUACAGAGCCACCGACUACCACAGAGCCACCAACAACCACGGAAACGCCGACUACAACAGAACCACCAACAACCACAGAGCCACCAACAACAACAGAACCACCAACAACAACAGAGCCACCCACUACCACAGAGCCACCAACAACCACAGAGGCACCAACCACUACAGAACCACCUACAACCACGGAGUCACCAACCACAAGUUCUCCUCCUUUAUACAACUAUGACGAAGUCCUUCACAACUCCAUUUUGUUCUAUGAAGCUCAGAGAUCAGGUAAGCUUCCCCCUUCCAACCGUGUUCCUUGGAGGAAAGACUCCGCGCUGAAUGAUCGCGGAGAUAGCGGUGAGGAUCUGACCGGUGGGUGGUACGAUGCAGGAGAUCAUGUAAAGUUCGGUUUUCCAAUGGCUUUUAGUGUUACCAUGUUAUCUUGGGGCUUAGUGGAGUAUAAGGAUGCUUACGAAGAUGCUGGUGAGCUUAAUUACAUGUUAGACUGCAUUAAAUGGCCCUUGGACUACUUCAUCAAAGCACACACCAAAAAGAAUGAGUUCUAUGGUCAGGUGGGUCGUAAAUGAUAGUCAUAUCUAUAUUUGCUGAUAAUUUGUUACGUCGAAGCAUAAAUGAGUUUAUUUAAUAUAUACAGGGUGUUUCAAAAGGUCGUUCCGAUUUUUUAUUCGCUUAAAUUUCACUAGUUAUUAAAAAAUACCUUUUCUAAAACUUAGUAUGUUAUUCAUUAUUCAUGUAACAUUGAAUAACUAAAAUAUUAGUAACCAGAAUUUCUUCCUGUAUGUUUUCUGACAAUUUCUAAGCGGUGAGGUAUAGAAUGUACGAGCUACCGAAGCGUGUCCAAAGCCACAUUCUUCCAGGCGAAGCGUAGUCACUGUCUUAGCUCAUCCAGUAUUUUGGGGGCUGGAUCUUUGUAUGUUGUCUCGUCUACGAUAAUCCAGAUGGUCUCUAGGGGGUUCACAUCAGGUGAGUUUACCGGCCGGUCCUCCUUUGGUAUAAAGUUGGCAAAUCCUUCUGACACCAUGCUUGCAUAAAGUGUGCACCGCUUUUUUCUCUUCAAGGCUCUCCAACUUUUUUUGGUAACAUAUCCCCAUACCGUUGUGCCCGAAACUUUGAUUGAUAAUGUGAAGUUGAAAUUUUUUUACCUUCCUGUUUUGAGGAAUUAUUACGCAUAUACUUACAGCUUUUUCGAUAAGAUUUCUCAUACAUUUUGAGAAAAAACGGCCAUCCACUCAUGCUUGGUUUGUUUUCUAAGGUCUUUACUUUUGUCCACUUCUUCGGUCAUCGUUCAGACUUCUUCAACAAUUUGAAUUGGCUUUUUUUUUUUUCGACUGAAUGGCCAGAGGACCAUAAAAAUAGAUGCCUGAUCUCUAGCACUGAACAGUGUAGGCCUUCAUUUUCAUGAAGGAAUAGAGAAAAUAAAAGAAAACGAUAAGAACACCAAAAUAGAAAACCUACGAAAUGGCAGGAAAAGUAUGGCGGGAAAAACCUUGCGUACGUGUACAGUUCGGACAAAAAUAAAAAAAAAUUAUAAUUUCUUCAAAUUUUAGUUUGAAAUUGCUUUGAACGGUUAUUUAGAUAAAUUUCUUACCUGAAUCAGUUUACAUUUGCCGAAAGAAGUAUCAAAUGCUUUGCUCAAAAUACAAUUUACAAUCGGAACGAACUUUUGAAACACCCUGUACUGACUUAUUUGCUUGUUCACUUUAAACCUGUGUAAGCAAGCCUUAAGCUGACAUUAGAUUGUUCGAAUAGAUGUGAAUUUGGUCAAUAGGCUUUCGAUAUUAUAUAUAUAAGGGGCAAGACGUUUUGAUGCCUUAAAUGCAAGAAUCGCAGAAUUUAAAAUCUAACGUAGUUAGUCAUAUUAUUUUACAAUGGAACGUUGUUCGUGUGAAAAAGAAGGAAGGCGCCACUGAUGCCAGGCUAAUUUGAAGCAUUAAUUUAACUGCUUCUGUAAUCAGGUUGGUGAUGGAAAUGCUGACCACGCUUACUGGGGCAGACCCGAGGAUAUGACUAUGGCUCGACCCGCCUUCAAAAUCACUCCACAGAAACCAGGCUCGGAGCUGGCUGCGGAAACGGCUGCUGCCAUGGCGGCAGCCUCUAUUGCCUUUCGAUCUACAAAUAUCGGAUAUUCCAUGAAUCUUCUACAACACGCUGCAGAUUUGUACGACUUUGCUGAUACCAAUCGCGGAGUGUACAGUGACUCCAUUCCAAAUGCUGCCAGUUUCUACCGCUCGUUCAGUGGUUACAAGGACGAACUCGUUUGGGCAGCUGCUUGGUUGUACAGGUAAGCCUUCAGGUCAACGUAAAAUACAAUAUUUCUCUUCAGAUUUAAAGAUAAAGACAAGCCUUGACGUGAUUAGUCGUCCACUAUCGUAGCACUUAAACAUCUGUCCCCAGUUGUUCAAACGAUGGACAGUCAGGUUAUUCACCCGAUAAAUCACUGUCCAGUGGAAACGUAUUAGGGAAACCAAUUGCGUUAUCCAGUGGAUAGCGUUAUCCACAAAUAUAUUUUCAAAACAACUGGGACGUGAUUCUGAGCUUGAUGUUUUUUCCUUCGUUUCUAGUAUUUUUACCGCCCUCCCUCUUAUUCGGACUGAUAUUGGCUAUCCCCAGACACAAAUAAUGCUUUGAAAAGUUUCUUUUCCCUGCUCAUUUUCAAAAAGUUAUAUAAAAGAUCAAGGUUACAGUGUCUGUCGAAAGCAUAUGCAUAUAUCAUUAAAAAAUGGUAAAGGCGAAAUAUUUUUAAUUUAAACAGCAGUGGUCACCUGAUGUUACUGGUAUGUAGCCCGACCCUUUAUAAUGAAACGAUAACAUAACGAGGCCCUAAAUAAAUUACCCCACAAAAAAAAACAUACAAUGCAACAGUUAUCAGAUAUAGCCAAGUGCCAAGGAAUAGGGGUCCUGUUUCAAACACUUUUAUCACUUUGACCUGUACCAGAUAUCUAAGGAGCAAAAGCUAAGACCCUUUUACGUAUUAGAAAAAGUAACCCCCUCUACUGUUAGCAACUUAUGCUUCUUAAAUUGAAAUCCAGAGCUACUAAUGAUGCAAAGUACCUCACGAAAGCAGAACAAUAUUACUCAAGUUUUGGAAUGGGUGGAAAACCCUGGACAUUUUCUUGGGAUGACAAGAAAGCCGGAGUGCAGCUCCUUUUGGCAGAAAUCACACAGAAAGCUUCAUACAAACAGGCCGUGGACACCUUCAUAACAAGUGGGCUUCCAAAUCACGAGGUUCAUUACACACCAAAGGGCCUUGCGUGGCGCGAUCAAUGGGGUCCAAACCGUUACGCGGCCAACACAGCUUUCCUAGCACUGGUCGCCGCUGACAAUGGCAUUAAAACUGCCGCAUUCCGUGAGUUUGCCAGGAAGCAAAUUCACUAUAUGUUGGGUGACAGUGGGCGCAGUUUCAUGGUGGGCUUCGGUAACAAUCCACCAGAGAGACCACAUCACCGCAGCAGUUCAUGUCCUCUCUCCCCAGCCCCUUGCACAUGGGACAACUUCAAUAGCCCAGCUCCCAAUCCGCAGACUUUGUAUGGCGCGCUAGUCGGAGGCCCGGGCAAGAACGACGAGUACGUGGACAACAGAAAGGAUUUUAUCAAGAACGAGGUGGCUACUGACUACAACGCGGGUUUCCAGUCCGCAGUUGCUGGCCUUAAACACUUGCUGCUAGCAGGAGAUUGAAAGGAAAGCUUUCAGUCCGUUCUUGAUGGUAGUUCUAUGUUGCCAUUAAUAAACCCGUAAAGAGAAUGUAUUAAAUAAGUGAACAUGAUAAUAAAGUCUUCUUGAAUACUU